UAAACUUAUUUUGACAUGAACCGGAAGUUGUUGAUGACGUCAUUGUGUGCGCUAGUCCACAUAAACACGUGAGCCAGCAGAGCAGGAGGCACAGAAGUUAUGUCUAAAGCUAAACAGAAACGAGCCAAGCGUCUCGGCUUUUUGGGAAAGUUUAAGGCUAAAGAUGGAGGACAGAGCAAUGCUGCAGGAAGGAAAAAGACAUUGGAGCAGACCAUGCAACUUGUCAACAAUCAAAGAAAUCCAGAAGAAAAAAGAAAGCAAAGGCUACAGGACCUCCAAGAAAAGCAGAGGAUUUCAAGAGAACAAGAGCUGAUGAAGCGCAGGAAUUUGCAGAGUUAUCAGAACGACAUUCUACAGCGACAGAGACAGUUUGAACAGAGGGAAAUGGAGAUGCAAAGUUUGGAGAAACAUGUGAAUUUUGAAAAUGAAAAUUCCAGAAAGGCAUAUUACAGAGAAUUUAAAAAGGUCGUGGAGGCUGCGGAUGUCAUUUUAGAGGUCUUGGAUGCACGGGACCCUCUGGGCUGCAGGUGUCCUCAGGUAGAGAGGGCCAUCAUUCAAAGUGGAACAAACAAGAAGAUAGUUUUAGUGCUUAACAAAAUUGACCUGGUGUCCAAGGAGAUUGUGGAAAAGUGGAUUAAGUAUUUACGAAACGAGUUUCCUACUGUGGCCUUCAAAGCUUCUACUCAGCAACAGACCAAAAACUUGAAACGAAGUAAUGUUCCAGUAACUCAAGCCACGUCUGAGCUUCUAAGCAGCAGCGCCUGUGUUGGUGCAGACUGUCUGAUGAAGCUUCUUGGAAACUACUGUCGCAACCUGGACAUAAAGACUGCUAUCACUGUCGGUGUUGUAGGAUUUCCUAAUGUUGGAAAGAGUAGUUUGAUCAACAGUUUAAAGCGUGCACGUGCAUGUAGCGUUGGAGCUACUCCUGGUGUCACUAAGUGUCUUCAGGAGAUCCACUUGGACAAACAUAUUAAGCUGCUGGACUGUCCAGGCAUCGUCAUGGCAACUUCAACCUCUGAUGCUGGCAUGAUUCUUCGUAACUGUGUAAAAAUUGAACAGCUGGUGGAUCCUCUUCCACCUGUGGAAGCAAUACUGCGCCGCUGCAGCAAGACGCAGAUCAUGGAUCACUAUGGAGUUCCAGAUUUUCACACAGCACUGGAGUUCUUGGCAUUGCUUGCCCGGCACCAAGGCAAACUGAAGAAGGGGGGGCUGCCUGAUACUGACAAAGCAGCAAAGGGUGUCCUCAUGGACUGGACAGGUGGGAGAAUAAGCUACUUCACGCACCCUCCGGAGACACACACUCUGCCCACACAUGUUAGUGCUGAAAUAGUGACAGAGAUGGGUAAAGCUUUUGACUGGGAUGAGUUAGAAAAAGGAAAUGAGGAGGUUCUUGCAGGAUCAUCGUGUCCGGACGUUCAGAUGGGAUUCUGCAUGGAAACUGCAGGAAUGACACAAGGAGAUCAGGGUGACCUUCCUCCGACAUUGGAAAUGGACAGAGGAUUUGAGGAUCAGCUGGAGGUCCUAAAAGAUGCAAGUGAGUCCAUGGAGGAAGACCAAGACCCAGAGUUUGGCCCCAUGACCGUAGAGAUAAAAUCACAGAAAGUUAAGACUGCUGCUAACGAAGCUCCACCCAGAGCUCCAAAUCUAAAGGAAAUUGUGGAUGUAGAUCCUUUACUGCAAGGUCAGGCACUAUUGGCCGCUGGCAAGAAGAGGAAGAAGCAACAGAAAAGAGCUGAUAAAAUUGCCACCAAGCUCUCAGACAGCCUGACAGCUGCCAUGGAUUUUUCAUUUUCUGACAGCUGAAUGAAAUUAAAAGAAAAUCUUCUCUGUC
This is a messenger RNA of Cynoglossus semilaevis (tongue sole), 1831 nucleotides long. RefSeq names its product G protein nucleolar 3 like (gene gnl3l). Lineage: Eukaryota; Metazoa; Chordata; Actinopteri; Pleuronectiformes; Cynoglossidae. Gene Ontology annotation, molecular function: GTP binding. Bases 100 to 1803 code for a protein of 567 amino acids. The transcript is spliced from 15 exons. The record is from RefSeq and is a predicted model, not a curated record. Gene Ontology annotation, cellular component: nucleolus.